UGGUCGGGACUGCGGUUCCGGAGAGCCGGCGCUGCCUCUACCCUGCGGUGCGCGUGCAGGUCCGGUUCGCUGGCGGUCGGGAAGGGUUCCUCGGAGUGCGGAGCGCCGGCUCCCCCCCUCAUCACUCGGCGGUGUGGGGUGACUCCAGCGCCCGCGUCGCCGAGAUCCAGGAAAGAUCCUGUUGGAGGCUGUUUCUGUGAAUCAAAGGAGAAGGACAGGUGUGAGCAUGUCGGCCCUCAACUGGAAGCCCUUUGUGUAUGGAGGGUUGGCCUCCAUCACAGCUGAAUGCGGUACAUUUCCAAUUGAUUUAACCAAGACACGGCUCCAGAUUCAAGGCCAGACAAAUGAUGCAAACUUUAAAGAAAUUCGGUAUCGAGGAAUGUUGCAUGCAUUAGUGAGGAUAGGCAGAGAAGAAGGCCUGAAAGCUUUGUAUUCUGGGAUUGCCCCUGCGAUGUUACGCCAGGCUUCCUAUGGCACCAUCAAGAUAGGCACUUACCAGAGCUUGAAGCGAUUAUUUGUGGAACGCCCAGAAGAUGAAACCCUUCUGAUAAAUGUGGUCUGUGGAAUUCUCUCUGGAGUCAUGUCCUCAGCCAUUGCCAAUCCAACUGAUGUUUUGAAAAUACGGAUGCAAGCACAAAACAACACCAUUCAAGGAGGAAUGAUAGGCAACUUCAUUAACAUUUACCAGCAAGAGGGAACGAGAGGACUAUGGAAGGGCGUGUCUCUUACUGCUCAGAGGGCUGCUAUCGUUGUUGGCGUGGAGCUACCAGUUUACGACCUCACCAAGAAGCAUCUGAUUCUCUCAGGCCUGAUGGGAGACACUGUGUAUACUCACUUCCUCUCAAGCUUCACCUGUGGUCUGGCUGGGGCUCUGGCUUCCAACCCUGUGGAUGUUGUGAGGACACGUAUGAUGAAUCAGAGAGUCCUUCGUGAUGGCAGAUGCUCUGGGUACACAGGUACCCUGGAUUGCUUGUUACAGACAUGGAAGAAAGAAGGAUUUUUUGCUCUAUAUAAAGGGUUUUGGCCAAAUUGGUUGAGACUUGGUCCUUGGAAUAUCAUUGUAUCCUUUUCUGUUGUAGUAGAUGUGAAAAAAGAUAGCUAAAAUAUUGUUUGUGUAAACUAUCAUGUUGUUAUAAUUUAGAAGUUGAUUUUUAGUCUUUUAUGUUCCUCUGAUUCAAGAAGUAACUGUUCAGUUCUUU
Messenger RNA from Myotis lucifugus (little brown bat), 1199 nucleotides. RefSeq names its product solute carrier family 25 member 30 (gene SLC25A30). Gene Ontology annotation, biological process: mitochondrial transport. The coding region runs from base 227 to 1102 and encodes 291 amino acids. Lineage: Eukaryota; Metazoa; Chordata; Mammalia; Chiroptera; Vespertilionidae. The record is from RefSeq and is a predicted model, not a curated record. Gene Ontology annotation, cellular component: mitochondrial membrane. The transcript is spliced from 9 exons.